AUGACUACCUCUGAUUUUUAUAAUAAUUUAAUAAUUUCAUCUAUAUUUUCUUUUAAAACUAACAAACAACCAACAAGAUCAAAAACUCAACGUCAUAGGUUCCUCGAUGGUCUCGCUUUAUUACUUAAUGGUUUAAAUAAAUGUACAUCAAAUCUUAUAUUUGAAUAUAAUAAGAAUAAAUGUAUUAAAUGUAUAACUGAUGAUUUAUUUAAUGAUGUUGUUUCAAAUCUUAAAAAAUUAUCAAAUGCUAAUGUUGAUAAUUUAUGUCAAAAAAUUACUUAUGGCAAAUUAAAAAAAGGUUCACCCGAUUAUUGUUAUUUAAAAGAGAAAAAUAUUCUUUUAAAAGAAUAUAUUUUAAAAUUAUUCAGUUGGAUCGAUUAUAUUACUUCAAAUCGACAUGCUAUCAAAAACAAUGAAAACAAUGUUGAACUAAAAAUUAUUUUGAAAUUUCAAGUAAUUGGUGAAUUAUUAUAUAAUUCUGAAAUAUUUCGUUCUAUACUAUCAAAAGUAUAUUCAAUUGGUAAUGGUGUUGAACGUAUUCUAUAUUAUUUAGAUACAGUAUCGGCACAUCAUCGAUCAUUCAAUUUAAUAGUAAAAACUUUAGAAAAACGUAAAUCUGAAUAUGGAAAUGAAGUUUUUAGACAUGAAAGAUCUAAACAAUUAUUCAGCAUCACUAAUCGACUUGGACAUACACCAAGUUACAACACAAUAGUUCGUCUUCACAAUGAUGUAGCAUGUACUGCUAGAACAAAAGCUGAUACAUUUGCUAUUCUUGAAUCAAAUCAAAAGAACUUGAUAUAUUCACAUGAUUUCACGAUUAAAGAAGCUGAUAAUUUCGAUAUGAAUCCUGAUACAUUAUACGGCAAUAAUAGUAUUCAUAUUCUGAAUCGAAUAAUUGUAUCAACACCUGAGAAUGAUGAAAUUCCAUUUAUAGUAGCAAAUGUACUUCAUGAUGCAUUGAAUCAAGUCAGCAAAUUAGAUAAUCUUUUUGAAAUUAAAUUAGUGAUAGUCAUGAAUGGUGAAUCUGAAGAUUCGAUAAUGUGCACAAAUAUUGCACUUGAUCAAUUCAUUGAAUGCACAAUUAAUAAGCAUGGAAAGGGUAAAGGUGGCAUAAAUGGUCGAUUUGAUGAAGAAGCAAUAAAUAACUGGACGAAUUCUUUCGCAUUUCAUGCUCUUGCUGCAUCAACUCUGCAUGAAAUUUAUAGUAUUGAAACUGAUAAUAACUUCAUGGAUGCUCAUGUUGAGUGUUCGCCAAAUCGGCAAUUACUAGAUGAUAAUGAUUUAUCCAUCAUCAUUAAAAAACUUCGUCCGGAAAAUCUUUUCACCAUGGCUCAUGUUGAAUGUGGGCGAAUACAGUCUGAUCUUGUGAUUCAUGAUGACAUUAUUUCAAACAUUACAUCUUUACAUGAAUUUGGUGAACAAGCUUUGUCAUUAUUUAUUCAUGAACGAAUUAUCCAACAGCAGGUUCCUGUAGAUGCUUUACUGAAGACAAUAACAUUUUUAAAACUUUCGCAAGCUGAUUCUUACGUGUCUAUUAGUUCUCAUAGGAAUAAGAGUUCAUCUUCAGUUGCUUCAAAUAUUGAGGAUUAUAAUACUUUGGUGAAGUUCGCCGAUGAGGAAAUUCGUCGAACAAUAAUUAUAGUUGAACAAAGACAACUUAGACCAAUGUCAGAUUUUUUUGCUCAUGAAUAUUCACUGGUAGCUUUAUCUCUCUGUGAUAACAGUAAUGUUUAUUUAUUAAGUCAACAAAAUAAAGCAAAAUUAAUUGAUUUCUUGUAUAAAAUAUGCCCAUCAUCUUUCUACUCAUCAUGUCCAGUUUCAACUGCUGCAAGUGCUGUUGUUAUUGAUGGUGGAAGUCUUUUAGAAACAAAACCUGAAUCUCAUUUUCAAACAAUACGAGAAUAUGCCAUUUAA
Rotaria sp. Silwood1 is the source of this 1914-nucleotide messenger RNA. Lineage: Eukaryota; Metazoa; Rotifera; Eurotatoria; Philodinida; Philodinidae. The record is from the annotation of a GenBank genome assembly.